GGCCCCCGGCGCUGAGGCGGCUGACGGGAGGAGGAUCGCCUCGGUGCCGCCGCUCCCCUUCUCCUCACGCAGCGCAGGCACCAUGAGUCUGUGCUCUGUGUCGGUGCUGAGGGCUCUUCUAAAGCAUGGCACCAGCCAUGCUGGGCCGUGUGGUGGUCGUACAAGAGCCCCCAUUUCCAGCGUGCAUCAGGCAGAAGGGCUUCGUGACGGAGAAUUUCUGUCACAAACUACAAAUCAGGCAUGCCUCAUCUGUAAAACGCGUUCAUUAAGAGCUCAUGAUUUUCUCUCCCCUGUAAUCGCACCUCAGGGGCUUGAGGAUGCAGCACAAGCGGUGCUGCAGAAUUGGGAGUACCUCGGGGGGACGGUGACAUACGUUGGUGGCCUUUGAAGUGUGCUGCACGCAGUGUGAGGUAGGGACAUGCUGCAAGAAUCAAUAAACCAUGGAAAUCCCACAGUUAUGAAACCUCAGUUGGAUGCUGAUAACUAUGAGACUGAUCCAUGUCUGAAAGAGAUUCGGAAAGCAGAAAAUUAUUCUUGGAUGGAUAUAAUAACUAUACAUAAAGACAAGCUUCCAAAUUAUGAAGAAAAGAUAAAAACAUUUUAUGAAGAACAUUUACACCUAGACGAUGAAAUUCGCUACAUCUUAGAUGGAUCUGGCUAUUUUGACGUCCGAGACAAGGAUGACAAAUGGAUCCGAAUUUCCAUGGAGAAAGGAGACAUGAUAACCCUCCCUGCUGGCAUAUAUCACCGAUUUACACUGGAUGAGAAUAAUUACGUGAAGGCAAUGAGGCUAUUCGUUGGAGAACCAGUCUGGACAGCAUACAACAGACCAGCUGAUGAUUUUCCUGCUCGGAAACAGUAUAUGAAGUUUUUGACUGGAGAAGCCCGGUAACGGUGUCUGCAACCUGACAGGUGGAGCAGCCUGAAGCCAAUCGGAAUAAACAUGACUGGUGUUUCUUCAACGACUACACUACUGGUUGGAUAUACAUUGGAACCACAAAAUCUUAGACAAAUUUAGGCUGAAAGGUCAUCUGGAGAUUGUUAUCUCACCCUGAGAAGAAUCUGGCUUUGGCUUCUCUGCAGUCUCUUCUCUAGUGCCAAAAUGCAAUUAGGUCUUCCCUUUGUUUGUCUACCCUGGAGAAGACUAGUGUCCCAAACAGGACUUUUGGCAGUCCAAGUUGUUAGUGAUGACAUCAAACAUGAUUUGUCUGGCUCUGACUACUGAGGAAUGUCACCUGUAGCCAGGACUUGUAGUUAGACAGGAACAACUGGCUAUUCCUAGCCUGAUGGUCCACAAGUUUUUCACCUACUUCGUAGCUCAUAUUCUCAUCUGAGUAUAACGCUACUGUGGGAAACUGUAUACAAGGUAACUGCCAUCCACUGUUUCCCCUUUGACACAGAGCCAGUUAUUGCCUCCUAGAUGGCAGUCAAGCUAGAAUGUGCCUUUGGUAAAUUGGUGUUGAUCAUCUUUUCCCAUUUCCUUAUACUUCGUGUGCCUGGAAUGGUUUCUGCAAUGGCUUAUUCCAUAGUUUGCUGAAGUAAGGCUGGCUAGCCUCUAGCUCCCCAGAUCCUCUUUCUCUCCUUUCUCAAGAUGUCUGUAACAUUUGCCUUUUUCUGGCCUAAAAGAUUUCCACGGUCUCUCUGAUGAUGGCAGCCUUCCGGUAACGUUAGCUGGAUGCAUUUACAGUAGCUCAGGAAUCCAUUUCCUAACCUUUUUUUUUUCCUGAUGUUUUUGGCAGGUAGAGGUGGGCUACAUUAAUAUUCAUUCUGCUCCGAAUCCAUGCUAAUGAGCUAUGUAGGAUUCUGGUUUUAAUUAAAGAAAAUAAACCCAACUUAAUUCUUGUCUAAAAAUGUUCAUAAGAUAAAUUUGCAUAAUCGGCAUUUUAGUAUGCAGCUUCCCUAGCUCUGGCCUGGUACGUAAAGCUUUGGUUUUCUCUUGGCAAAAUGUAGCGAUAUGCUCCCAUGAGUCAUUAAUAAAAUUAAUUUGACUUCA
Messenger RNA from Oxyura jamaicensis (ruddy duck), 1993 nucleotides. It is a transcript of the gene ADI1, whose product is annotated as acireductone dioxygenase 1. The record is from RefSeq and is a predicted model, not a curated record. Lineage: Eukaryota; Metazoa; Chordata; Aves; Anseriformes; Anatidae. Gene Ontology annotation, molecular function: acireductone dioxygenase [iron(II)-requiring] activity. The transcript has 4 exons. The coding region runs from base 419 to 892 and encodes 157 amino acids.